AUUGACCAUUUUGCCACCAUAAAAUUUUACCCUCCAUCAGUUGGCCACUUCACAUUCUUCAGUCCUCUCUCUUUCUCCCUUCCGUCUUCUUCCCAUCUCAUCAAUGGCGGACCACGAUCUCACCUCAUCUCUGCUCCCCGCCGAGUCCUCUGACCGUGUGGACGUAAUCCUCAGAAUUGAAGACGAUGACGGUGGUCCACCGGUGCAGAUCAACAACCAGAACGGCAAUCAUCACGAUCCUCGAUUGUGCUUUAGCAAUCCGUAUGGGUUUCUUGGCUCCGAUGGAUUCUCCGUUCCCGAGAUGACCACUGUGGAUCCAUUUCGGAAUAAUACGCCGAGUAUCGAUGGGGUGUAUGAGUGGGUUAAGAUUGUGGUUUGCAUACCUAUUGCGCUUGCUCGGCUUGUGCUCUUCGGGAUUUGUCUUUUGGUUGGAUAUUUAGCGACCAAGACGGCGCUUCAUGGGUGGAAGGAUAAGGAGAAUCCGAUGCCUAAGUGGAGGUGUAGACUCAUGGGGGUUACGAGGCUUUGCGGACGGUGUAUUCUGUUUUCUUUUGGAUAUCAUUGGAUAACAAGAAAAGGGAAGCCUGCUCCCAGGGAAAUUGCUCCAAUUGUUGUGUCGAAUCAUGUAUCAUACAUAGAACCGAUCUUUUAUUUUUAUGAGUUAUUUCCAACUAUGGUCGCAGCUGAGUCCCAUGAUUCCAUACCCUUUGUUGGGACCAUCAUCAGAGCCAUGCAGGUGAUUUAUGUUGAUAGAUUUUCGCCUGCAUCAAAGAAGCAUGCCAUUAGUGAAAUAAAGAGGAAGGCUUCUUGUAAUAAAUUUCCAAGAGUUCUGUUAUUUCCCGAGGGAACCACUACGAAUGGAAGGGCUCUCAUUUCUUUUCAACUUGGUGCUUUCCUUCCUGGUUAUUCAAUUCAACCUGUUGUUGUUCGUUAUCCUCAUGUACACUUUGACCAAUCAUGGGGACUUGUUUCUUUGCCAAAGCUCAUGAUUAGAAUGUUCAUGCAAUUUCACAAUUACAUGGAGGUUGAGUAUCUUCCUAUUAUUUCACCACGGUAUAACGGAAAAGAAAGCACUCUUGAAUUUGCUAAGAGGACUAGCCGUGCAAUGGCCACUGCACUAAAUGUUGUCCAAACGCCUCAUUCAUAUGGAGAUUUGACUCUUCUGACCAAGGCUGCUGAGGCAAAUCAAGAGACACCCUCUGAUUAUAUGAUUGGAAUGUCCAAGAUGGAACAAGUCAGCAGCCUUGAAGUUGUUGAUUUUCUCGACAAGUUUCUGUCGAUGAAUCCCGACUCCAGUGGCCGUGCUACAUAUAAUGGAUUUAUAAGAGCUCUAAGACUCGAGGCUUGUGCGGUUGCUGAAGAGAUAUUUUCUUUUAUUGAUAUAGAGAAGAUGGGAACGAUAACAUUCAAGCAGUACCUGUUCGGUUCUUUGCAUGUUAUGAAGCUGCAAGGUUUUCAGCGAUCCUGUGAGCUGAUCCUUACUGAAUGUAGCAACGGAGAUAAAAUUUCAGAACAAAAAUUAGCAGAAUUGAUAAGGCCAGCUAUAUCAGAUCUGAAUACCGACAAGGCUCAUGAGCUCUUUAAACUAUUUGACACCGAUGGCGACGGAAAGAUCAGCAAGAAUGAUUUAUGUGGCUGCUUAAGAAGGAACCCGCUACUGAUCGCACUUUUUUCACGGUGUUUGCUACCGAGCUUGUAAUUGGAAAUAACAUAAUAUGUCUAACGUUGUUGUUUGAUGAAUGAGUUUCCCAUGUCUUGUUUGGUCAUUGUAUUGCUACCACCUCCAUGAAUGUGUUGAUUAUUAGGAGGAACCCAAAUAUAGGAGAGGGUUGGGCUGUUCCUUAAAUAUAAUAGGGUAUUGGGGCGGGCAACAUAUUUUGCUACAUUGCCCUUCCCCACUAUGAAAAAUUAUCUACGCACACCUGAAACUUCUACAUGUAUUUUGAUAACGAGUUCUUGCAAUGUCACAAAACUUACAGCCUUGUGGUUUAACUUAA
Messenger RNA from Cucurbita pepo subsp. pepo (vegetable marrow), 1997 nucleotides. RefSeq names its product lysophospholipid acyltransferase LPEAT2. Lineage: Eukaryota; Viridiplantae; Streptophyta; Magnoliopsida; Cucurbitales; Cucurbitaceae. The record is from RefSeq and is a predicted model, not a curated record. Gene Ontology annotation, molecular function: calcium ion binding; lysophosphatidylethanolamine acyltransferase activity. Gene Ontology annotation, biological process: phospholipid metabolic process.